Letharia lupina is the source of this 1938-nucleotide messenger RNA. RefSeq lists its product as uncharacterized. The transcript has 3 exons. The coding region runs from base 1 to 1938 and encodes 645 amino acids. The record is from RefSeq and is a predicted model, not a curated record. Gene Ontology annotation, molecular function: protein binding. Lineage: Eukaryota; Fungi; Ascomycota; Lecanoromycetes; Lecanorales; Parmeliaceae.
AUGGAGCCUCUCUCGGUGGGCGCGAGUGUUAUUGCCGUGGUUGGCGCUACUGCAAAGGUCAUCAAAGGAAUCCGCCGCCUCAAAGCAUUACAAGACGCGCCACGGGAACUGGACGACCUACUCGCCGAGAUAUCUCAACUUGAGCUUGUUUUGCAAGCUGUCCAGAGAGCUCAUGAGAAUCCUGGGGUUGAGCUGGGAAGGCUGCUCGAGAUGGCCCGCAGAAUCCUAGUCGACUUUGAGUCGUUGAUUGAAUAUAAAUUGACAGAGGCGGGAACUAGUAAUAAAGUCGACCGCUGGCAGUGGACACGCAGCUCAAAGGAUGUGGAGCGACUGCGGGGACAACUGCGUGAUGUCACAGCUAACCUAGUAGCACUUGUCGGCGUCAACACCAGUUCCCUCGAAAGUAUAACCCUGGAUCAGGUAUCCCGGGUCACAAAUCAAACGCUCUCCGAGCAUCGACAACUCAGCAAUCAGAUACUCCCUAUACUACCUGCUCUUGCCCACCUGGUACAGCUUUUGGAAGAAUCGCCUUCUACUCAAUCGGCUUUGGCUGGCUCGCUGGGUACGGUCCGACAGCUUACUCUCGAAUCAGACCCUCAAGCAAACGAUACCGUAGCGAAAGCUACCGAGACCGAAACGCUUCAAGCGGACCAGACUGUGUCCAAGCUCCAUCCUCAAAGAAUUCUUCGUGUCAGAAAAGUCCAGAGAUGGGCCGCGCUUCAGUUUGAUGCUGAGACAAUGUUCUGUAUUUCAAAUUACAGCGACUUCUGCCACGAUCCAUGGUCUGUUACGGCCGAGGCCGAGAGCCUUGUAUGGCGACUCUUCGUUCUUGUCGCCCGUUAUCCGACGCGGAAUUAUGGUGAUGGGCCGUACAGGUUGCUGACUGAAAUUCUGCCUGCGGUGGAAUGGGAAUGCAACGUGGAGAGCCAAAAGUUUACUAUGUUGCAUCAGAUCGUGUGUGGACUGAGCAACCUUUCCUUGAAUGCUGAGCUGCGACGCUCAGCUGCUAUUAACGAGUUGGACAGACAUGGUCGGAGUGCAUUAUGGUAUGCAGUAAACCAUCGAAAACUCGACUAUGUUAGAAGACUACUAGAGCGGGGAGCCGAUCCGAAUACUGGUGACCCGCCUAUUUGGGCCGCUGUAGAGGGAUACUCAGAUUACGCAAUUGUAGAAUUGCUUCUCGAUUCAGGUGCAACCCUCAGUCCCUCUGGCGAUACUGGCUGGCUGCCAUGGCCUUAUUCCGGUUGGAGAAGUGACACUUUGGCGGUGGACGAGCUGCUCGUUAGACACGGCAUUGACCUCGAUCACCGUGCGGAAUUUGAUGGUGUCCAGGGUGUGACUAUACUAAUGCGCUUGACUUGCGACUAUCUGCUUAGCGACGCAGCACCCCGUCUGAGACAGUUGAUCAAAUUCGGCGCUGACAUUGAGAUUGCUGACAAGAGAGGCAAUACUGCAAUAAUGUAUGCUGCUUGUGCUGCGUUCCCUGAGACCUUUGAUAUUCUCGCACGCGCUGGCGCACGCCUUGAUGUGAAGACCGUCACAGGUAGCACGAUUUUACAUCUUGCCGUCACCCAUACAUCCGAUGAUAGGCGCAACUUUCAUCGGCUCUGCGAGGUAAUGCGCCAUGCAGAUAUCACGAAGCUAGACUUAGAAGCACAAGAUAAAGAUGGAAAUACGGCUUUCGACCUUUUACGGAUGAAAAAUGGACCCAACUGGGAGGCAUACUGCCAAAGCAAGGGCCUUAAUGUUCGGUUGAUGGAAUACUACGAAGAUGAGCUGGAAUUUGAGCUGGAAACCAUCUCUGCUCUUGAAGAAUUGCUGCGUCACAUCCAAGAGGUCCAAGGCGUUCCGGAAGCAGACCGCUAUCCACCUCUGGGUGAAUACUGCGCGCGCGUUGUGGAAGACGAACCCGUCCCGGGGGCGUGGCCUGUGUACUGA